AUGGGUCGCCGGCGACAAGAAGGCGCGAGAAAAGCCAUCAAGGCCGCCGUCAAGUACGCCAGCGAAUGCGAGCCGCUCGUGCGCACGAUCCAGGGCGGCCUCGAAACCUGCGACAUGAAGCGCGCGAUCGGCGACAUCACCAAGACGGUCGACGACGUCGAAGACCUCGUCUCCAAGAUUUCCGACGUGGCCGCCAAGGCCAUCCAGUUCGUGCCCUCGAUGCAAAUCGUCGGCAAGUCCUUUGCCGACUCGGCCAAGAUCUUCGCCUCCUUUAGCUCCAUCGCGUCCGCGGCCGGCAUCGGCGUCAACAUCGUGCUCGCCUACCAGGGCCUCAGCGCCGUGCGCCUCAUCGACGCGCGAUUUCCCCAGUACGUCUACGACAUGAUUAGCGAGCGCGUCACGCAGACCUCGCUCGACCCCAACCAGGACCACUGGUUCUUCGUCUACCACCCGGACAACGACUGGUACCCCGGCUUCUACCGCAUCAUGCACGACAAGCCCAUCGGCCCCGCGUUUUGCGGCUACACCAACCAGAUCGACACCGCCUUCGUCUUCAUGCUCGCCGCGCGCCGGCGCAUCGAGAAGAAGGAGCGCCGUGCCCAAAAGGAAGGCCGUCCCAUCCGCCCCACCAAACUUCACCUCCUCAUCCCGGCCUAUCAACCCAUUCUCAUCCUCGAGGCCCUCCAGAUCCCCGAGGAGAUUGGCGACUUUGUCAUGGAGGGACGCAUCAACAGCAACCGGGAGUUCGUCUGGCUCAGCUUGCCCGAGCAGCAGCGCCGCUACGUGCAGGAUAUCGGCCACUUCGCGCCGCCCACGCAGGGUUUUCGAGUGGGCCAUGUCGGAACUCGGGCUCGCGGAUGCACCGCCUAA
Messenger RNA from Parascedosporium putredinis, 870 nucleotides. The record is from the annotation of a GenBank genome assembly. Lineage: Eukaryota; Fungi; Ascomycota; Sordariomycetes; Microascales; Microascaceae.